AUGAAUUGUGGGACGGGCCUGGACCAGGGUAAGGAGGAGGUUGACAAUUGCAGCUCUUCGUCACCCGCCAAAGAUAUUUCCGUCAUGCGCAAAUUUCUUGAGUCUGGAAUGGAUUUUACGUGGCCAGGACACCUAGGAGAAUGCUAUGGGAACCACUGCGACCUUAGGCCGGAUGAAUGCAUACCAUUGAAAUGGAUAAGAAAAAUAUCUGACAAGAGUAAGGCCUCGAUCGACAAGUACGAGGCGCCUCCGGGCUUUGCCUUCCGGGAGGCUUUCGUGGUAAAGACCAUACGGGAAACCAAUUCUCAAAAGGCCCGGAGUAUGACAGCUAACGAGGUCAAUAACAUGCGAGACCUCCGCCAUCCCCAUAUCAGUGCUCUGCUUGGCACAUUUGAACAUCAAGAAAGACUGAGCAUCUUGAUCUUUCCAGCUGCUCGUUGCGACCUGCAUCAAUACAUGAAGCAACUGUCCAAAGACCUACAAGGAAUUUGCGAUCAGAGCCAUCCAUCCAAUACCCUACAUCGAGUUGUCAGCCAAUCAUCUGGCACUAGUACGCAAGACAGCACUACAAGUCAUUCUCGAAAUCCACACGGCCCAGAGAUUCCUGCAAGCAAACAGAAGGCCAUUGAAAACCGUGAUAGCAAGACCGAGGCCUGGCCUCUGAUGCUUUCCGUUGAUAGGAGAAUGGAAAUUCUACGAGGCUUCUUCGUUUGUUUAUCUCAAGCACUGAGCUAUCUGCACGAAUCAGGGGUUCGACAUAAGGAUAUCAAACCCAAGAAUAUCCUCAUUGAUGAAUCUGGGAGCGUAAUAUUGACCGAUUUUGGAAUAUCCAGGCGCUUUCCGAAGGACAAACCCCAUGUCACCAAUGACAAGUGGAAUUUUACUCGAAAAUACGCUUCUCCUGAAAUGAUGAAGGGUAAAAGGAUGCUCCGGGACGAUCCCUCUGAUGUCUUCUCUCUUGGAUGCGUAUUCCUCGAGAUAGCCACAUUGCUACUGGGCGAGAAUCUGACCAGUCUUUCCAAACAUUGCACUACCACAGUCAACGUCUCUGCGAAGGAAAAAGCUUAUUACUGCAACCUUGACAAGGUCUACUUAUGGAUAGACCAUCUGAGGGCAUCAAAUGGAUUUAAGCUAGUGCAAGACAGUUGGCGGCCCAGCGCGAUAUCGAGAGCCAAAGAUCUCAUUUCGAGUCCUGAAAAUCGUAUGGUUGGAGCUCUAGUUGAUGUUCGACGAAUGCUGGAUGAGGUUCCCUCGAACCGACCACUGUCUAAAUAUUUAUGGCAGCAAUUUCAAGAAAUCGGCUCAGAGCGAUGUAAAGAUUGUGAUCCAAGACGGCCUGAAGAUAUGUGGGAGCCAUCAAUCAGGCAGCAAAGUAACGCUAAGACUGGCCUCAUCAAUCGUCGCUCUAUGCAUGUGGAAAACGAUCCGGACAUUGAUGCCAGAGAGCCCUUCAGAUACGGAAGAAUUGACAGUACCCUGCUCUCUGCUCAUAAUUUGCUGACUCGUUCUGACCAAAGACGACCGCGCGGAUCCUCACCAAGCACAAGUCUACGGACUUUCACGAGGCGUGAUCACCCCAAAGCAAUGUCAAGGCCAAAGUCUCCGAUCUCUCAACGACCGAUUGAGAGGCCUGGAAGUGCGGGCCGAAAUGAGAGAUCCACAUCCCCUAGACUGCACAUUUCGGAAACAAGUGUAGAGAUGAUGAGUGGCGAAGAGGUCCCAAUUCCAUCACAAAUCAUACCUGCAAGCAUUAUCGAAACCGCAGCGUUGGAUUACCCAGCCCAAAGUCUGAGCAAUAUCGAAGCCAUACCCCUAGGUCCAAGAUCCCAAAAUUCAGGCCUGCGAGCUGCAAAGGGCGACCCCGGAUUGCCUUCUGCCUCCUACCCAACUACCACUUCGCAAACCCUGCAACUCCGAGCAAAUAGUCAAGAGAAAACCAGUUACCGAGAAAGCGUUGCGACGAUAACUAAAGAAACCAUUCCAACUCCACAGACACCGAUCAUAGUUUAUGAUGUAUCCCAAUCUAUAGUUUUCGUGACAGUUUUCGCCUCUCUCAAAGGUGUGUUCAGUCCAUUGCCCGAGUCGCCUUUGUCUCUCUCUGAUGUCAUAUUAAAUGUUUCAGAUCUCGAUUAUAUUUCGUGUCCAUUGCCCAAGACCGGUCAACAGGUUGAAAUUGGCGAGAGGCCAAUACUCAUCGCCAAAGUGAAUCUUGGACCACUUGGCUGGGGAACUCGAAUUCGCCGCUGGAAAGGAGAUUUCCCCAGGAUAUAUGUCCGCAAUUAUGCUGCGCAUCCCCUGCAACCUGAUUAG
This is a messenger RNA of Letharia columbiana, 2310 nucleotides long. RefSeq lists its product as uncharacterized. The coding region runs from base 1 to 2310 and encodes 769 amino acids. Gene Ontology annotation, cellular component: nucleus. Gene Ontology annotation, biological process: protein phosphorylation; mitotic DNA damage checkpoint signaling. The record is from RefSeq and is a predicted model, not a curated record. Gene Ontology annotation, molecular function: protein serine/threonine kinase activity; ATP binding. The transcript has a single exon. Lineage: Eukaryota; Fungi; Ascomycota; Lecanoromycetes; Lecanorales; Parmeliaceae.